GUACAGACCAUCAUUCGCUUCUCACAAGAGCUACCAAAAACCUCUUCUCAAGAGCAAGCUAAAAAAUAACCAAGUGUUUUUUUUUACAAAAAAUAAGGAAAAUUUUUUCUAUCAAAACAAAAAUUUUCCAAGUUUUCAAAUUCGCGAUCAGUGUUUGUGUUUUGUUUUAUAUAACGCAAAAAUAAAAACAGUUCCAAGAUGGCCGCCACCACAAUGAUGACCAUCAACCACGUGCUCGAUUGCGAAAAUGAAUUAAACGACAAUCUCUACAAUUUAAAAAUGUGUAGUGGUAAAAACAAAAAUUCACCAAUGCGUAAACUUCUCAAACCAUUGAUGAAAUUAAUCAAGAAGAGAACGCAUGCGUGUAAAAAAUUACUCGCCAAGAAGAAUGAAAAAAAUCAACAACAACAGCAAUUGGAUGUCUUCACCGAGGAGGUUGACAAUCAAAAUAAUUCAAAUGAAGCACUCGAACAGAGAUUGUUGAGUGAUUUGACGAAAGCUGAUGAGGGUGCUGCAAUCAUCACAAUUGGACAAGACGGAAAAAUGACAGUCGUUCCUGUUUCCUGUUAUGUGCCAGUUCACUUUUUGCCAACACUCGCCGGCGAUUUCUUCUGGACAACACUGCCACAACAACCCGUGAGUGACUUUUACUACAAGGAGACUAUCAUCUCACAACAUCAACAUAUCGAACUUCAAGUGAUUUGAUUCCAUCAUCAACAUCAUCACAAUCUUCAACCAAUUCCAACAAUCUUCAACUGUCAGUUUUGGAUUGACAGUUCCUGACUUGUAAAGCAGAGGACAAAAAUGGAUUGUUCUAUAAAUUCAAAGGUACGAUGAGAAAAAGAAUUUCAAUGAUGACAUCGAAAAAAAAAAUUGUACCUUUUAAUGAAGAAAAUAUUUGACUGUGAUCGAUAGUUCGAUAAGUAGAUUUUUAAUUUUUUCACAUUGUUUCAAAAUGCUCAAUUUUUAAUUUUGAACUUGAGUAAAAAAAAGGACAGAACAGGGUAUAAAAAAAAGAAACUUUUGAAUUGUUAUUUGUCGAGUGAUAUAUAUUUUUUCUUAUUCACUCAUGUGAUAUUUGUACCUAUAAAUAAAUUAUAGGAGAAUUGUAAUUUAUUGAUAAAUGUAUAUUUGUGAUACUGGCUUUAAAUCAGAUCGACUUUAUAAGUCGAGAUGAAAAAUAAUUCACGUCUUCCAAUUUUGUGAAAAUAAAUUUUUAUAUUAUACUUUA
Leptopilina heterotoma is the source of this 1231-nucleotide messenger RNA. RefSeq lists its product as uncharacterized. The transcript has a single exon. NCBI's taxonomy places the organism in Eukaryota, Metazoa, Arthropoda, Insecta, Hymenoptera, Figitidae. Bases 199 to 705 code for a protein of 168 amino acids. The record is from RefSeq and is a predicted model, not a curated record. Gene Ontology annotation, biological process: sensory organ development; Notch signaling pathway.